Megalops cyprinoides (Indo-Pacific tarpon) is the source of this 1134-nucleotide messenger RNA. It is a transcript of the gene hlfb, whose product is annotated as HLF transcription factor, PAR bZIP family member b. The record is from RefSeq and is a predicted model, not a curated record. Gene Ontology annotation, molecular function: DNA-binding transcription factor activity, RNA polymerase II-specific; RNA polymerase II cis-regulatory region sequence-specific DNA binding. Bases 208 to 1095 code for a protein of 295 amino acids. Gene Ontology annotation, cellular component: nucleus. Gene Ontology annotation, biological process: regulation of transcription by RNA polymerase II. The transcript is spliced from 4 exons. Lineage: Eukaryota; Metazoa; Chordata; Actinopteri; Elopiformes; Megalopidae.
UCAAGAUCCAGGUCUGAACUAGCCAGCGCUUCAAAGCCGAUGUCAAGUCAAACGUAGUCGUUCUGGUUUACUAAGAUAAUCGGUUUCGUGAGUUAAAUCAGGCCAAGACAGUCUUUUUGGAUUUUUUCCCCUUUUGUGCAUUUUUUGUCUUUAUUUAUUUCUGGGAAUACGAAGUUGUAACUACUUUGGUGAAAAGCUACGUUAGCUAUGGAGAAAAUGUCUAGACCUCUCCCAAUAAACCCAACUUUCCUACCUCCAACUCAUGGCGUUUUGAAAUCCUUGCUGGAAAAUCCAAUGAAAUUACCACUUCACCACGAAGACGGCUUUGGAAAAGAAAAGGAGAAGGAAAAGAAGUUGGAUGACGACGGGAAUGCACCGCAGUCAGCUUUCUUGGGCCCAACUCUUUGGGACAAGACUUUGCCUUACGAUGGAGACAACUUUCAGUUGGAAUACAUGGACCUUGAGGAGUUUCUGUCGGAAAACGGGAUCCCCUCCAGUCCCUCUCAGCAUGACCAGAGCCAGCACCAGCAUCAACAGCCACCUCUGCAGCAGGUGCCACCCCCAGCGGUCCCCUCAGUCAUGGACCUCAGCAACCGUGCCACCACCUCCAUUCACACAGCCAUGGUCUCUCAGAACUGCCUUCAGAGUCCCGGCAGAUCAGUAUUGCCCUCGUCUCGCAAUACCCCCAGCCCCAUUGACCCAGAGACCAUCCAGGUUCCGGUAGGCUAUGAACCAGACCCGGCGGACCUGGCGCUCUCCAGUGUCCCUGGCCAGGAGAUCUUCGACCCCCGCAAGCGCAAGUUCUCCGAGGAGGAGCUGAAGCCCCAGCCCAUGAUCAAAAAGGCACGCAAGGUCUUCAUCCCUGAUGACAUGAAGCAGGACGACAAAUACUGGGCGAGGCGCAGAAAGAACAACAUGGCAGCCAAGAGAUCGCGAGACGCCCGGCGGCUAAAGGAGAACCAAAUCGCCAUCCGGGCCGGCUUCCUAGAGAAGGAGAACUCAGCCCUGCGCCAAGAGGUGGCAGACUUGAGGAAGGAGCUGGGUCGCUGCAAGAACAUUCUAGCCAAAUAUGAAGCCCAACACGGGCCUCUGUGAGGAGACUUCCUCCCCCACCAACUGCCCCCCGCACCCCCA